This is a messenger RNA of Paramecium tetraurelia, 1407 nucleotides long. RefSeq lists its product as uncharacterized. The transcript has 4 exons. Gene Ontology annotation, molecular function: glutathione transferase activity. Lineage: Eukaryota; Ciliophora; Oligohymenophorea; Peniculida; Parameciidae. Gene Ontology annotation, cellular component: cytoplasm. Gene Ontology annotation, biological process: glutathione metabolic process. The record is from RefSeq and is a predicted model, not a curated record.
AUGUCUAUAACACUUUAUUUUAAUCCAUAUUCCCAUAGAUGUUUAUCUGUAAAGACAGUCUUAUUGUUAACAAAAUCAGACUUCAAUGAAAAAAUUAUAGAUGUUUUAAAGGGAGAAAAUGUCAAACAGGCAUUCACUAAUAUCAAUCCUAAUCAAACCGUUCCUGCAAUUACUGAAGGGUUUUUCAGUUUAUUUGAAAGUCAUGCGAUUAUUAAAUACAUUUGUAUUAACAAACCUGAUUACAAAUUAUAUCCUAAUACAUUAUAACAAAAGGCUUUAGUAGAUUCAUAUUUAGAUUGGCAUCAAAACGAAUUUACUAAGCUUUUAGAUUACUCUAAAGAAUGUUAUUUGUAACCGUUGUUGAUAGGAAACAAAAUUCCUGAAAACAGAGUUUCAAGAUUAGUAGACGUAGAAGAAGUUUUGGUUUUUUUUACCAAGACUUUCUUAAACAACGGGCAAUAUAAUUAUAUAUAUGAUUAACCCAGUUUUACUCUCGCAGAUAUUAGAGCAGUCUGUGAUUUGACUUCAUUAUUUAUUUGUAAUUUUGAUUUUGAAAAGUUUCCAAUAUUAGAACAAUACAUUUGGAGAAUGUUUAAAAUUACAGAUUUAUACUAAUCUCAUAAGGAGUAUUUUAAUUUAAUUUAGAAACAAAAAUAUAAAAAUUAGUUCAUUUAAUCAAUUUUGACUAAAUAAAUAAAAUAAGAACAAAUCACUUUAUAUUUUUAUCCACUUUCAUCGCCAUCAAGGGCUGUAAGAUCCUUAUUUUUAAUGGCUAAGAUUGAAUAUAAUGAAAAAGUCAUAGACAUCCUGAAAUCUGAAAACAAAUCUGAUAAUUACACUUAAAUAAAUCCGAAUCAAACAGUUCCCUGUAUUAAAUAAGGCACCUUUACUCUUUUUGAGAGUCACGCAAUUUUAAAAUAUAUUUGCGAAUAAUAUAUGCUAUUAGACUUUUACCCAUAAGAAAAUUUAAGACUUAAGGCCUAGAUUGAUAGUUAUCUUGAUUUUCAUCUGAGUGAAAUGAGAUAAAUCACAGAAUUUGUUAUGAGUUCAUAAAAGAAUCAGAAUGAACAAGAGUUAAAAGAUAAAUAAAAAAAUAUAGAUUAAUUGUUAUAAUUUUUUGUUAAAAUCUUUCUAAACGAAGGAAAAUAUAAAUACAUAUAUAACCACAAAACCAUCUCAAUAGCAGAUUUGAGUGCUGUCAAUGAGAUCUUAUUUUUAGUUAUGAUCAAUUAUGAAUUUAAUAACGUACCUCAAAUCUAAAAAUAUAUAGCCAACAUCAUCGAGAAUUCAUAAGUGAAAUAGUCUAACAAAGAGUAUUUUUCAACAAUAAGCAGUAAUUAACAUAAUAAUUUAAAUUAAUUUAAUAAGUAAAUUAUAACAACUACAAAAAAAAGAGGCUGUUGUUGA